Messenger RNA from Opisthorchis viverrini, 2060 nucleotides. RefSeq lists its product as hypothetical. The coding region runs from base 1 to 1812 and encodes 603 amino acids. Lineage: Eukaryota; Metazoa; Platyhelminthes; Trematoda; Opisthorchiida; Opisthorchiidae. Gene Ontology annotation, cellular component: membrane. Gene Ontology annotation, molecular function: N-acetylgalactosaminide beta-1,3-galactosyltransferase activity. The record is from RefSeq and is a predicted model, not a curated record. The transcript is spliced from 9 exons.
AUGCGAGUAAUACGGGAGAAGGUACGUCGGAUCAUCCGUAAAACGGCGAAUGCCUUUUGGGCCGAUUUCUCAUGGUGUAGUGCGAAGGACAAGUUUGAGGAGACCCAGAUGCCUAAAUCUUUUUUGGCAUCUAUCCUCAUGAUGUUUUCUGGUCCCUUUUCACCAUGCAUAACAAAGGCAUUCGCUGAAUCCCCUCCAAACGACACAUGGACGCACUUUUCAUCAUUCAGAGGAAGGUGCCAGUCCAACGACCACUGCUUGGCAGCGUCUACAUCCAUUUGGAGGGCGCUGGCAUUGGAACUCCAGGAUUUCAAGUCGUCCGCAAAAAACUUCUCAGGAAUGCGCAUCAUCCUUGAAAAAGUCCGAGACCAGGACUUCUCAGGAAUGCGCAUCAUCCUUGAAAAAGUCACACCGAGACCAGCUCCAGUGGAAGAACUAUAUAGGACCGUUGUCCAGAAAGUCCACGAGGUUAACGUGACGUUCGUCCCAAAAGACCCGGCACGCACUAGGAUGAACCGCAGGAAGUCAAAAAGGAUUCAGCGACUUCUGGAAAGAAGAUCCCACCUCUUUUUCAAAAGGUUGACCACAGGGGCCACAGAGGAUGAACUGGCAUUUCCUGCGUGGAAUGACAUUCCUCCGACGGUUGUCCACGCUCCUUCUAGAACCCAAUUUAAAGCCCUAUUAGACAUUUAUUUAUGCGACUCCUCGCGCUGGCAAGCGUACUGCCCCGCCUUGAGAAAAUUAAGAGCAAUGCUACACCCUUUUUCACUUGUGCCUUUCAAACACAAUCCUGUAAACAGGAUGGGUCGGUUGGGCGAAUUCAAAUUGAAUCUCUGCACUGUAGUCAUCUUUAAUUUCGGUGUACUUUUGGGAAUGCUGCUCAGCCGAGUUUACCUUGUCCACAUGGAGCCCGUUUUUAUUUCGACUGCCACAGCGAAGUUGGACUUCACAAAUGACACAUACGGACAUUCAAAUGAAUCAAUCAUUGCAGAUGAACUGUUCAGGAAAGUACGUGUCGUCUGCAUGAUUCUCACAAUGCCAGCAAAUCACGAGAAUAAAGCGACAGUCGUGCGAAACACAUGGGCUUCCAGAUGCAACGUCCACUUCUUCCUUAGUAGCGUCGAGAACAAAACACUCCAUUCACUCGCUGCAGUUCAAGAGGAAAAUCGGGAGGCUUUGUGGGACAAGACCAAAUUUGGAAUACGCCAUGCUGUCGAAAAGUAUUCAAACUAUGACUUCUUUCUGAAAGCGGAUGAUGACACAUUUGUGAUAGUAGAGAAUCUUCGCAAACUACUCCGGGACCUUAAUCCAAACGAUCCAUUCAUCAUGGGCAGGAGAUUUCGGCCACAUGUAAAACAAGGUUAUUUGUCCGGAGGAGGCGGUUAUGUCAUUUCCCGAGCUGCAUUACUUCGAAUACACAAUGGGUUGGCCAACGACACCAGAUGUGCUGGGCGAGAACAUGGAGGAGCUGAAGACGUGAGGCUAGGGCACUGUGCGGAAGUGGUUGGCGUUCGAAUCAUGGACAGCUUAGAUGAACAUGGUCUCGAACGAUUCCAUCCCUUUUCACCAGCCUCCAUGAUGAGCAAGAGCGUGCUGGAAGCCACACGCUGGUUUAUGAGCUACAAUUAUCACAAGGUUCAGACAGGCAUUGAGUGCUGCAGUGACUACGCCGUCACCUUCCACUACGUGGCGCCGAGCGAUAUGUAUGUUUACCAUUAUUUUCUCUAUCAUUUGCAUCCCUACGGAAUUCACCGAGACUUUCAUGAUGUGCUUCAACUAUGCAACCGCGUAAUGAUCAAAGGAGCAACUUGACCUUUUCGGAAAAUGUUACCAUUCUUUUGACCUAGUUUCACUGCUUCUAUUCGGAUCGUGUUCAGCUGAAGAUUUCUCACUGUGUAGUCCAUAGUGUUUUUUUCCACUUAUUUCACAGAGUGUUCCGUUUUUUUUUAUCGGCCAAGGAAAACGAGGAUCCUUGUUUUUGCAGAGAUAACUUCUUUUCGUAUGAAAUUUGUUUUGUCAAAUUACGUGCGUGCUGCUGAUCGCUACUUCGGGAUUGGGUC